Messenger RNA from Microtus oregoni (creeping vole), 3444 nucleotides. It is a transcript of the gene Kansl2, whose product is annotated as KAT8 regulatory NSL complex subunit 2. The record is from RefSeq and is a predicted model, not a curated record. Bases 106 to 1572 code for a protein of 488 amino acids. Gene Ontology annotation, cellular component: NSL complex. The transcript has 10 exons. NCBI's taxonomy places the organism in Eukaryota, Metazoa, Chordata, Mammalia, Rodentia, Cricetidae.
GGGUGAGCUGCGCGGCGUAGCGCGGCGGGGAGGUAAGAUGGCGCCGCGGCUGGCGCUUCACCUUUGCUGUUAGGUUGCCGGUCGUCCUUUCUGUCAGGUUUUGGUAUGAACAGGAUUCGGAUUCACGUCUUGCCAACGAAUCGGGGGAGGAUCACCCCAGUGCCCAGAUCGCAGGAGCCCCUUUCUUGUUCAUUUACUCACCGCCCAUGCUCUCAACCGCGUCUGGAGGGGCAGGAGUUCUGCAUUAAGCAUAUUCUUGAAGACAAGAAUGCACCCUUCAAACAGUGUAGUUACAUAUCGACGAAGAAUGGAAAACGGUGUCCCAGUGCUGCCCCAAAGCCCGAGAAGAAAGAUGGGGUGUCUUUCUGUGCUGAACAUGCUCGAAGGAAUGCUCUAGCACUUCAUGCUCAAAUGAAGAAGAAUAAUCCAGGCCCUAUGGGUGAAACCCUCUUGUGCCAGUUGAGCUCAUACGCAAAAACAGAGCUGGGCUCUCAGACCCCAGAGAGCAGUCGAAGCGAAGCCAGCCGAAUACUGGAUGAAGACAGCUGGAGUGAUGGGGAUCAGGAACCCAUUACUGUGGAUCAGACAUGGAGAGGUGACCCUGACAGUGAAGCUGAUAGCAUAGACAGUGAUCAAGAAGAUCCCCUAAAACAUGCUGGUGUCUACACAGCUGAAGAAGUGGCUCUUAUUAUGAGAGAGAAGCUAAUUCGAUUGCAGUCUUUGUACAUUGAUCAGUUUAAACGACUACAACACCUACUCAAAGAGAAGAAGCGCCGUUACUUACACAACCGAAAAGUGGAGCAUGAAGCUUUAGGUAGUAGUCUCCUGACUGGCCCAGAGGGACUUUUAGCCAAAGAAAGAGAGAAUUUAAAGCGACUAAAAUGUCUUAGGCGAUAUCGUCAACGCUAUGGAGUAGAAGCCUUACUACAUAGGCAGCUGAAGGAACGCAGAAUGCUGGCCACAGAUGGGGCUGCUCAACAGGCUCAUACCACUCGUUCCAGUCAGAGGUGCUUAGCCUUUGUGGAUGAUGUCCGUUGCUCGAAUCAGUCUCUUCCAAUGACCAGACACUGCCUUACCCAUAUUUGCCAGGAUACAAAUCAGGUUCUCUUCAAAUGCUGCCAGGGAUCUGAGGAGGUACCCUGCAACAAACCAGUUCCUGUAAGCCUCUCUGAGGAUCCCUGCUGUCCACUGCAUUUCCAGUUGCCUCCUCAGAUGUAUAAGCCCGAGCAGGUACUGUCUGUGCCAGACGAUCUGGAAGCCGGCCCCAUGGAUCUGUACUUGAGUGCUGCCGAGCUUCAGCCCACUGAGAGUUUACCACUGGAGUUCAGUGAUGACCUGGAUGUGGUGGGUGAUGGCAUGCCGUGCCCUCCUUCACCCUUACUUUUUGAUCCUUCACUAACUCUCGAAGAUCAUUCCGUCAAAGAAAUUGCUGGAGGCCCGGGCCAGAUGCAGGUGUCUGGAGACGGGUCCAGAUCCCAGGGACCUCGAAAUUUAGAGAAAGCCUGUGCAUCAUUCCCUCAGCGUGGAUUGGCUACUGCAAAUGGAAAACCAGAGCCCACUUCUAUCAGUUGAUAGUUGAUUCUGAGAAUUGCUUGACUUUGGUGGAUCUGAACUUCUCAUUCUUCAAACAAGUUUAUCUCCGGUCAUCUCUCACUGAACAGGGCAACCCAGACUGCAUGGUGUUUCCUCGGGCCUAUACAGUGCUAAAAGCCAACAUGAGCCAAAUUUGUGAGGAAUGCAUCUUUCGUAUUUAAAAGUUACAGGAUUCUUUGCAAGGAAGAGGGUGUGGUAGUCCCUGCCUUUGGGAUGGAAUGAAUAUUGGAGACUAUGCCUGGGAAAGAGACGUUUUGGCGAUAUGAUUUCCUAAGCCAUGGAUGAAAUCCAUCUAAGCAGGGGCUAUGGUCCUGAGGUGCUGGCCGUUCAUGUCUGUCCGUCUGUAUCUAAAGACCUGUGAUCAACCCUUUCCUCGGUUCCACAUAGCUGGGCAGUAGAAACCCUGUUCCUAGUGACUGAAGCAGCUCACCUCACAUAUCUGGGCUCUCCUUAAUUGUCCUUGCCUUUAACUUAUGUAAAUGUCUGGUGGAUUCCCUCGUGUAAAUUACAGCAAAAUUGUUGUAUAUAGUUUCUAUUAAAUGGUAAAAUGUUAUGGAAAUGUAAAGUAGUGUGAAUUGAAUUUGUGGAGUUUUUGUUUUUGUUUUGUAUUUGAGUCUCUGUAUUAUUUCCUGGGACUUCAGUGCUGUCUGAUGGGAAAGGUACAUAAUAUUUCUAUCCCCAGACGGGCAUUACUGGAGAAACCGCGUGAGAGAAGUGACAGAUGGAAUUGUGUUCACUGGAGGAUUAGUUCAGUGGUGGGGUCAAGACUGUAUAGUGCUUUAGGGUCUUGGUUGAACCCCACAGAGGAGAUGAAAGAAUGGUCUACAAAGGGGGUAAUAUAUGGUGAGGUUUGUGUCAGGCUGGUUUUAGGGAAACGUUUGACAGACGCUUCUGAAGCCUGGACACAGAAAACAUAAGUAAUUAAACCGUGAGGACGAUUAUACUCUGGGGUGGCCCUUAUCCCAUUACUGUAUGAGCUGUACUUUCUCCCUGCAUGAAGGUGUGCUAAGGUGAAGGUCAUUGGCCAGCCCAGCCUGCUUUCAAGUAUUUCAGUUACUUUCUUGUUGGUUCUGACUAAGGUUUAUGGUUCCAGAAGGGAUAAGAAGGCAUGGCAUGACGACAGGAAGCUGAGAGCUCAUAGCCUUAACUACAAGCAUGAAACAGCAAACUGAAGGCUUUUAAUCUCAAAGCCCAACUUUUUGCAGCAAGUCUGCAUCACCUAAGACUCCAAAAAUUGCCAUCAAGUGUCCAAAUGCCAGAGACUGGUGGACAUUUUUCAUUCAAACAGCCACAUCAGGUUUGGCCAAUGGAAAGUCCAUAGUACUGGGCCAGGGACUGUCAGAAGGGAGCUGGGCCAAACAGCAGUGAUGAAAGGCCAGUGUGCAUCUGUUGAACCUGAGCCAGGCCAAGCUGUGAUCCACCCCACCAAGACCAUCAGUGCUGGGGAGACAGGCCCCACACUAACGCUGCAGGAUUGUGACAAGGUUGGAGGGCUGGGUGGGAUGGCGGUGCCUAUUCAUGUCACUGUAGCCAACAUUGCUGAGGUCCUUUUGUGCUGUAUUGGACUUCACUAUCAUUCCUUUAUUAGUAUCCUCUUAGCUGCCCAAAGAAUCAGGAAGUCAAUGAAACUUAUAUAUAGAUCUUAGCAAGUUCCUAAAGCCUACAAGGUUCUUAAGUCUUCCCAAAGAUAUAUAAGCAGUAAUUACUUUCUGUAAACCAGCUCUCAGCAGGCUGUGUAGGGAGCUCCAGCCAUGCGACAUCUGCCUGAGUUGUCACAAUGUUGGGGUGAACUUUUUCAGUGAUGUACCAUGCUUCUGUAAGCAAACCAAUAAACUCCAACAGUUUACUGAA